CUCCACAUUUCACCGAACCUCUUGUGCAAGUCGAUCGGCCACGCUCUCCACGUUUUUCAUUUCUUUCGCUCAAUUAACCGGCCGGAAUGUCCAGAAAGAGGAUCCCGUGGUGCCCGCUCACCCACCGCUGAAGAGAAAAAGAUUGGAGAAGGUGGAUUACUCAAUGACAGAAUCGCCGCCGGCACGGAGACGGCAUUGAAUGCGUUCAUAUCGUCGACGAUCCAACAGAAAUGCCAAAUGGCUAAAAUCUACAGGUUUUAUAGAUAUACACACCAUCUUUCGCCUCUUCCUCAUCCUCGUCCUCAUACACAGCCUUGACCCAAUCUACGAUACCACAUACUCGAUCUUGAUCUUCAGGAAAAAUGACAACAAACGGCACAAAGACCCCGCUCCGCAUCGUCGUGGGUAGCGACAACGCCGGCCACGCCUACAAGAGCGCCCUGAAAGAGACGCUGAAGAAGCACUCGGGCGUCACACAAGUAUUGGACGUCGGUGUCGUGGAAGCCGACGAUGUCACUGCAUACCCUCACCUGGCCGUCGAUGCCUGCAAGAAGAUUAAAUCCGGAGAGGCCGACCGCGCCCUCCUGAUCUGCGGCACGGGCCUAGGCGUCGCCAUCUCCGCGAACAAAGUCGAAGGCAUCCGCGCCGUGACAGCCCACGACCCAUACAGCGUCGAGCGCAGCGUGCUCUCGAACAACGCCCAAGUCCUCUGUUUCGGCCAGCGCGUCAUCGGUCUCGAACUCGCGAAGAAACUUGUGGAUGAGUGGGUUGAGCUCCGGUUCGACGAGAACAGCUCUUCUGCGGAGAAAGUCGCACACAUAAGCAAAUAUGAGGAGCAGUUUGGUGAACUAUAAAAAGGGGAAUGCGCGAAGGGGGUACUGAGACAAGAGAGAGAACCUCCUUUGGGCAUGUUGGGAUGAUAUUGCCGGUAUGAGCACUUUGAGGAGCGACAUGUAUGGUGAGGUAUGAUCGAGUCAAUUUACCCUUCAAUCGUUGGAGAGUGGAGGGCUUGAGCUUCGUCAGAUAGGGUGGUUCAAACAUGUUUUUGAUGAACAUAGGGACAUCCUCGGAAAAUAUUGCAUAUAUCUAAACAUUCUGUAUCGCGGAGACCGCUGGGAGUUUGGCAGCGAGCAUCGUAUCAAAGCAAGAAUGUGGUAAUAUUGCGACACCAUCUCAAGCCACGAAAAGAUCCUAGUGGCAGAUGCAUAUCAGUCCGCCGAAUUAGACAUACUCUCAUCAAGUCAUAACUCAUCCCUCCUCAGACAG
Molecule: messenger RNA, 1266 nt
Organism: Exophiala xenobiotica
Lineage: Eukaryota; Fungi; Ascomycota; Eurotiomycetes; Chaetothyriales; Herpotrichiellaceae
Product: ribose 5-phosphate isomerase
Exons: 2
Coding region: 363-854 (163 amino acids)
Biological process (GO): carbohydrate metabolic process
Cellular component (GO): intracellular anatomical structure
Molecular function (GO): isomerase activity
Source: RefSeq, a predicted model, not a curated record